This is a messenger RNA of Lathyrus sativus (Indian pea), 1518 nucleotides long. Lineage: Eukaryota; Viridiplantae; Streptophyta; Magnoliopsida; Fabales; Fabaceae. The record is from the annotation of a GenBank genome assembly.
AUGGAGUACCAACCGUUUCUCAUCUUUAUUACUUUUAUGUGUGCAACCAUUCUUAUCUUCAUUCUUAGAAAAUUAAACCAAACUGAAAGUUCUACAAAACUUCCACCAGGGCCACAGCCACUUCCCAUCAUUGGUAACAUCUUAAAACUUGGCAAAAACCCACACAAAUCUCUCACAAAACUCUCUAAAAUAUAUGGACCAAUCAUGACACUGAAAUUAGGAACAAUAACAACAAUAGUAAUCUCAUCCCCACAAGUAGCCAAACAAGUCUUACAAGAAAAUUCACAAAUCUUCUCAAAUAGAACUAUUCCACAUGCUGGCUAUACUCAUGAUCAUGACAAAUUCUCACUUGUGUGGCUUCCAACAUUAGAUUUGUGGAGGAAACUAAGGAAAAUUUGUGCCACCAAAAUAUUUUCUACAAAAAUGCUUGAUUCAACAGAAGUUUUACGCCAACAAAAGUUGCAACAGUUAUUGAAUUAUGUGAAUGAAAAAAGCAAGAAAGGCGAGGCUUUUGAUAUUGGUGAGGCUGUUUUUACAACUGUUCUUAAUUCUAUUUCUAACACUUUGUUCUCUAUGGAUUUGGCUCAUGCUAUACAAGGAGAAGAGUCUCAAGGAUUUAAGAAAAUCAUUUGGGGUAUCAUGGAAGAAGCUGGAAAACCUAAUUUUUCAGAUUUCUUUCCUAUUCUUCGUCCCUUAGAUCUACAAGGUGUGUAUGCAAACGUCACCAAUUAUGUGAAGAAGUUGUAUAAGAUUUUUGAUGAAAUUAUUGAAGAAAGAAUUAGUUCAAGAUCUACCAAAGGUGAUUCUGAGGAUGUUUACAAUGAUGUGUUGGAUUCACUUCUUAAAAGCAACAACAUUGGAGAAACCGCGUUGGAAUUAAGUCGCGAUGAGAUGAUGCAUUUGUUUAUGGAUUUAUUUGUUGCUGGGAUUGACACAACAUCAAGCACAAUCGAAUGGAUUAUGACAGAGUUAUUACGCAAUCCUGAAAAAUUAACAAAAGCAAAAAAAGAGCUAUGUCAAGAAAUUGGAAAAGAUGAAGUAAUUGAAGAAUCACAUAUUAUCAAGUUACCUUUCUUACAAGCAGUUGUGAAGGAAACUCUUCGGUUGCACCCACCUGCUCCAUUUUUGCUACCCCAUAAAUGUGAUGAAAGUGUCAACAUAUUAGGCUUCAAUGUGCCAAAAAAUGCACAAAUAUUAGUCAAUGUUUGGGCCAUGGGAAGAGAUUCAACCAUUUGGAAAAAUCCAAAUAUGUUCAUACCUGAAAUAUUUUUGGAGUGUGACAUUAAUUACAAGGGUAAUAGUUUUGAGCUUAUACCAUUUGGGGCAAGCAAAAGAAUUUGUCCAGGAUUGCCUUUGGCUCAAAGGUCUGUGCACUUAAUGGUGGCAUCCCUUCUACAUAACUUUGAGUGGAAACUUAUUGAUGGGCUAAAGCCAGAAGAUAUGAAUAUGGAGGAAAAUUUUGGGUUAACCUUAAAAAUGGUUCAAUCUCUACGAGUUCAAGCUACUUCACGAGCUUAA